AUGGUCCCACAGCUGGUUUGCAUGAGCAGUAGUAAUGACAUCACUUCACACUGUUUUGUCUUUCACAGUUCGGGUGGGGCAGUGAAAACUUCCUCCAGCUGUCUUCAAGACAAACUCAAGAGCACCGUGUCGCUUCGGCGUCAACUCACUGCAUCCAUCAGCGUCUUCAUUCUCUGUCAGCGGUCACUGUAUGUGACAGUCAGACAUGUUUAUUUCUCAUCCAUUUCACGCACACGCCCCGCUUUCAUCACAAGAUCGGGUCCCAUGUGGAUUCCUCCCAUGCUCCUGUCUCCUUCCACGCCCUACAAGGAAAACAGCGCUGCAGGACUGAAGAGCUGUCACUAUAUGCAGUCACUAUAA
Xyrichtys novacula (pearly razorfish) is the source of this 360-nucleotide messenger RNA. Lineage: Eukaryota; Metazoa; Chordata; Actinopteri; Labriformes; Labridae. The record is from the annotation of a GenBank genome assembly.